AUGGACCUUUCGGCGCUGGGAUCGACAUUACCGGCCGGUCUGGCGGACGCGGAGCGGGAGAUGGGCGAUAAGUUUAGAGCCUCGGCAUUGAGCAUAACGAACUUGUACAAGUCAUCUUUGGGAUACACGAAGCAAGCAUAUCAAGUGGGCUACUCGGCAUGCAUUGCCGACGUCCUUUCUACGGUGCAGAGCUCGAUAGGGGCCGGCCAGGAUGCCACGCAGACAUUGUCGAGACUGAUGGACUGGGCGGAAGCACGAGAGACCGCUAUGGCCGCCUUUGCAGCUGAAGACGGCGACGACGCACCCCUCAAUACUCCUGGUCAGACCCCUGCCCAACCUCACCCCCACCGUCGAGCCGCUCAUACGCGCAAUCAAAUACACCUACAAGCGGCCACCCGGCCGUCCUCUGCGCCAAUACCCGACUCAUACUACCAGCACCGUACUCCUCACGUACAUCCUUCCUCCGAUAAUACGCCGGGACCAUCAAGACAGCCUAUGCGAGGUGUGCAGCAGGGCGCUAGGGAAGGAGGGGACAAUAUACGGAUGGAAACGGGCCAGAGUGGCGGAGAUCCGGAUCGGACAUUCGUGCAAGGUUCGACGCCCUCGGCUGAGGCUACACCUGCCAGUGGCUCGAGAUCUAUGCAGAGCGAGACGGGCGCCGGGCCCGGCGGGAUGCCCUCGUCCAGUCCCACGGUAUCUAUCCGGCCUGUUGGCGGGAAUGGGCGGAUCAGCCGCAGCCCACUCCGAUAUCGUCACGAUGCUUCGUCAGCUCCUACAUCCUUCACGCUACCGUCGGUUCCCUUCGCGCCUUCCCUCCCCCCAAAUCUUACCCACCCAUCCUCCGCAUCGACCCUCCUCCCCGUACCUCCCAUGACGACGACCUCGAUCCCCAUUGGCGUCGGGUCGAAACGGCCCAUUACGGCCGUCCACCUCGAUGCGGACUUGGACGUACCCAUGACGGAUGAUGGGAUGCCAAGCGGGGCCUCGAGCGGAGUAAGCAGGGGAGGGAGGUCGUCAAAGAGGCGGAACGUGGAUAGGAGGGAAGGAAGGGAUGUUGACGGAAGCGGAACGUCAGAGAAUGCAGGUCGGGAGAAGGAGAGGGAGGAGAGGAAGAGGGGACGGAAGGGGAAAGAUACAGGUGGAGGGUGA
Dioszegia hungarica is the source of this 1149-nucleotide messenger RNA. RefSeq lists its product as uncharacterized. Bases 1 to 1149 code for a protein of 382 amino acids. The transcript is spliced from 5 exons. The record is from RefSeq and is a predicted model, not a curated record. Lineage: Eukaryota; Fungi; Basidiomycota; Tremellomycetes; Tremellales; Bulleribasidiaceae.